This is a messenger RNA of Teleopsis dalmanni, 960 nucleotides long. RefSeq names its product high-affinity zinc uptake system protein ZnuA-like. The transcript has 5 exons. NCBI's taxonomy places the organism in Eukaryota, Metazoa, Arthropoda, Insecta, Diptera, Diopsidae. The coding region runs from base 172 to 960 and encodes 262 amino acids. The record is from RefSeq and is a predicted model, not a curated record.
UUGGCUACGGUGUGCAUAUGUUGACAUAUAUUAAAAAAAUAUUAAUGUCAUAUACAAUAAAAUAAUACAUUAUUUUAUGUACAAGAUGUAACCACAUAUUUCCGUGCAUAGAUUCAUUUUUGUUUGCUUAUUGUAUCUAGUGAGAAAAAUUGUCUAAAAAAACUAUUUAAAAUGGCUACUCCACGUUCAAUAUCUUUUCCGCGAUAUGGAAAUUAUGUACCUCCAACCGCAUUGUUACCUAAGUCGGAGCCUUUAACUUUUGAUGAAAUUAUGCGAAAUAAAAAUUUGACAGAACAAGUGAGACCGUUUUACUUCGCAGUGACGGAACCACCAGAUAAUUUUGAUCUGAGUAAUGAAGCUGAUAUGGUGUCGGAAGAUGAAUCGGGCUUUAGUACAGAAAAUAUUGAUGAGAUUUCUGAUUCAAGUCAACCAAAGUUGAAUGAACUCAAAUCUAAAGAACCUAAUAAUCAGCGUGUCAGUCUUUUUGAAUUAGUGAAACAAUCUCCUAUUAGAGAACCAUUAUUAUAUUUUACUGAGAGACAAAUGGAUAAAUUUAUCUUAACUUGUAAUUCAUUGAUUGAAAACAGUAACUCAAAACAUAAACAUAAGCAUAAACAUAAGCAUAAGCAUAAACAUAAGCAUAAGCAUAAGCAUAAGUAUAAACAUAAGCAUAAACAUAAGCAUACACAUAAGCAUACACAUAAGCAUACACAAGAGCAGACACAAGAGCAUACACAUAAGCAUACGCAUAAGCAUACACAUAAGUAUACACAUAAGCAUACACAUGAGCAUACACAUAAGCAUACACAUAAUCAUGAACAUAAUCAUGAACAUAAGCAUCAACAUCGGCAUAGACAUGUGUGCGCGAAACAUAAAUACAAAAGAAGAAAAGAAAAGGAAAGGAAGAAAAAGAAGGAAAAGGAGAAGGAAGAAAGAAAGAAAAGAGGAAAUAUAAAAUAA